Molecule: messenger RNA, 2953 nt
Organism: Pomacea canaliculata
Lineage: Eukaryota; Metazoa; Mollusca; Gastropoda; Architaenioglossa; Ampullariidae
Product: out at first protein-like
Source: RefSeq, a predicted model, not a curated record
UCUAACAAGAAAGAGACUAUCAAAACAAACCAUGGCCGACUAAGGAAAGUAGAGGAAGCUACGAAAGUGCAAGCAUGCUUAGAAAGUGACCAAUAAUGGCAAACUACUUUGAGAUAGUUGGAAGUAUCGUAAUUUUGUGUAUAUGUUUAUGUUUUUCCCAGCUUGUUGUAAACGUCAAAAAUAAAGGUGAUGAGGUUAUCGUGGAAAGUAUCCAGGCGAAUACAACCUCUGACACAGUGACGCUCGAAUAUCAAAACACUGAUGGGACAUUAAUUACUCUUUUCAUCGACUUCAAAUCUGAGGUCCAAAUUUUCCGUAUUAUCAUGCCAGGAGAAGAAGAACUUGGAGAGACACAGGCUCAGGCUAUUUGUUUUCUUGCACGAUUCAGCCACAGUGAUUUCAUUUCAUCAGAUGCUAUGUCAAAACUUCGACAGAAAAACCCCACAGCUAUACGGACACCAGAGGAAGAAAAGAGCCCAACUGUCUACACUCACGACCUUCUUGCUGAUCUUUCUAAAAGUCAUGUGAUCAGUCCUUACAUCUACAACAUCUGCAACGAUGCCAUAGAUGCUAUCUACUUUACAGAGGCAGAUUUGCGGACUAUUUCUCGCUCACUUUCAAAAGACUAUGCAACAAUGAUGUCAGCUAUGCAAAAACAGGUUCCUUCCAGACGGCGCUGCAUGGACACCCAGGACAUAGAGACUCCGUGUUUGUGUCGCUUUGACAUGUGCAUUGGAUGGUAUCCAUGUGGCUUGAAGUAUUGCCGAGGAAAGGAUACAGUAGGAAAGGUUGUCAGCUACAGAUGUGGGAUCAAAACCUGCAAGCGAUGCUUGACAUUUUAUCAUGUUGUUGUUCAGAAACGAAGAUGUUUAUGGGAUAGUUAAAUCAUGUCCCUAAUUGUUCUUGAACUUGGUGUAGCCAGGCUAUGUUUUUAUUUGUCUCAAGGACUCAUGUCUUCAGGACUAGCUUCCAUGACAUCUUUUGUAGAGAGUGUUUUCCAUGGCCGCUGCUUUCAUGAAGAUAAUGAAACAGCCCAACACCAAAAUAGCUAAUUUUUGAGAUGUUUAACAUUGCUGGAAGAUUACUGGUUAGUCAUUUUUAUAAAACUUUUCUGAUGCAUUUAUUGUUAUGCAUUGGAUUAUUUUGGCAUCUUAAUAGGGUCAACAGUUUUUGUAAUACUACAGUCUUUCGACAAUCUUACCUGCUGGUGCUGGAUGGUCCAUGCCAUCUGCACAUGUGUUACCUCCCUUUGCUUGAGUAAAUAAAUACUCGUUUUUAGGAUUUGAUAAUGGCAGUACUACCCGUUUAAAAAUUAUUUUUUUGAGUGUCUAUAAACUUUUGAAAAAGAAGUCUGGACAAACUGUGAGAGUGGACAUUUGUGACAUUUUGACAAUGGUCAGCAGAAAAAAAAAGAAAAAAAUACGUUUGAUGUAGUUGGUUUAGUCUAAAACAAAAAUUUCUUUCUUGCUAAAACUUUCAUUAAAUUCUUUGCAGGUGUUUCUAACCUCUAGCUGAUGUGGACUUUGUGUCAACAACUUUCUAGUAAGAUAGUUAUGUGACCCUCCAUGAUGAAAUGAAUCUUAAGUCGGAAAUUUGAGGUUUGCCAAAUCACAUAUUUUUAAAAAAUAUAGGUUCUGAACCUUUUUUUUGAUACAAAAGUUGUUUUUCUAGUUGUAACAUUGAGUGAGCUAUAAACGUUUGAAGUGUGAAAGUAUGGUGGCAGCCAUUUUGAGAAAAGCGGGUUCAAAGACUAGCGUCAAGAUGGUCGACCAGGUUUGUUUACUCCUAAACUUUUGCAGACAAAUCUUUGGAUUGGUUAAUAUUUGAAUCGUUCUUUAAAGAAGUUGAACAUGCAGACUGCGGGCUUUCUGGUGAGGUAUAACACGUUGGGGUUAUGACUGAGAUACAGUAUCGAAACAGCGUUUGAAUUUCGUCUGAAAUCGGUAUGGAUCACAAUAGGGUACCUUGAUUAAAAAGUAUUUAAAAUCGAUUUCUUACUUUUAUAUUAACAUAACAGUGUAUUUUCCGGAUAGUUUAAUAACCAGGGAAUCCAUUUUUAAAGAAAAGUCAAACAGCACAAAAUUGACCCUUAUAUCCUUUCGGGGCCUGUAGCACAGAACUGUUCCGCACGACUUAAGACUCAUUUCCUCAUGGAGGGUCACAUAUAUAUUGUUUUGGUCAGGUGGUCAUAGUGAGAGUUCACUAUAUGAAAAUCUAGACUGUGCAGCUUAGUUUAUUCACUAAUGACAAACUAUUUUUGGGUUCCUCUACCCUCUUGCAGGAGGAAAUGUGUUACUAAUUCAUUUUUAUUUUGAAUGUUUUCACACAAUAGAAUAUUGGCAGAAAUGGUCCCUUUGUAUAUGUGCAUUGGUAUAUGCAAGCAGUUCAUUGUUUACUUGUAAGGAUAUGUAGAACACAUUGGAAAUCUGAGUUCAUAGGAGACAUUAAGUUACAGAUGUUGAUUUUGUUCUCUCAGUAGUUAAGAUAUUUGAGAUGCAGAUUUUCUUGGUGUGAAUGUUGGCACACACAGAUGUGAGAGAAUGAAAAAACAGAAAAUUUGAGAAAACGUAAUAAUAUAUACUGUUUGUUUUUCAAUUUCUGUGGAAUUUACAUAAUUUUGAAUCUGGAGCCAAAGUAUAACAUUUUUAUAUACAAAAAUGCUGAUAAUCUCUGUAAUAGGUUGUGAUUUUGGCUUUGACCAGAAAGAGGAAGCUGUGUUCAUUUAACUGCUGAGUGCUUUCGUAUACAGAGACAUACUAAUUUCUUCCACUGUUAAGUUUCAUUACCUUACUGUAAUCAAAUCAGAAUUGUUCCUGUUUUAAUUCUUUAAAUUUGUUGCUUUUAAUCAUGCAUUUUUUAAAUUUUUUUAUUUUUCAUUAAUUGGUUACAAGAUGUGUUGUCUCUCAACUGUUCUACAGAGCAUCAAUCUGGAAUAAAAAAAUGGUGCUAAGAA